Messenger RNA from Musca domestica (house fly), 2537 nucleotides. Its product is annotated as cell division control protein 45 homolog. The transcript is spliced from 2 exons. Gene Ontology annotation, molecular function: single-stranded DNA binding; DNA replication origin binding; chromatin binding. The record is from RefSeq and is a predicted model, not a curated record. Bases 298 to 2031 code for a protein of 577 amino acids. Gene Ontology annotation, cellular component: DNA replication preinitiation complex. Gene Ontology annotation, biological process: double-strand break repair via break-induced replication; DNA replication initiation; mitotic DNA replication preinitiation complex assembly. Lineage: Eukaryota; Metazoa; Arthropoda; Insecta; Diptera; Muscidae.
CGUCACAACAACGCGGCUUUGUGUUCUCAUUCCCGCUAAAAACAUCUUUUGCAAACCAUCAUCUUGAUCUUGUACAACAACAAAUAUAAACAUUUUGUUGAAUAAAAACCAUAUUUUUCUUAACAAAAACAAUAUAAAAUGAUACAAAAAAUGUGAAGACAAAGAAAUAAAAUGAAUUAGAUUUUGACAAAUGUCCAAUUAAUUGAAAAAAGAAAACCGAUCUGACAUACAGUGAAUUUGUGAAAAACCACAUAAGAGAAACAAACCCAAAAACUCAUUGGUCCCCAGGAGAAAAUAAUGUUCGUUCAAGAUCUUAGAGAAUUUUAUAGUCGCCUAAUUGGCAAAAGGAUUUUGAUAAUUGUCAACUAUGACAUUGAUGCUAUAUGUGCCAGUAAAAUUCUGCAGUCCCUUUUCAAAUAUGACCAUAUGCUCUAUUCGGUGGUGCCCAUAAUGGGUUUGGCUGGCCUGCAGAGGGCCUACAACGAACACCAGGGCGAUGUUAAAUUUGUGUUGUUAUUAAACUGUGGAGGAUGUGUUGACAUUGUGGAGCUGCUGCAGCCCGAAGAAGAUGUAACAUUCUUUAUCUGUGAUUCGCAUCGUCCCUUGGAUGUGUGUAAUAUAUACAGUGAUCGCCAGGUAUGCAUUUUGGGUGAUCCAUCCGCCGAAGAAAACAUACCACCAUUUGAAUCAAUUUUCUGUGAAUCCGAAGAUGAGGACGAAGAAGAUGACGAUGAAGACGAAGAUGAAAUCAAUGAUAGUGGUGCGGGAGAAUCUGAUGCUGAAAACGAAGACGGCAACAAUCGUGCCGAACGUCCUAAGAAACUUAGCCGUAUGGAAAAACAUGAACAGCGCAUAUUAAAACAACGCCAACGCCGUGCCUGGGAAAAUGAACGUGAUCGCAUAAUGUUUGAAUAUACCCAAUACAGUUUCUAUGGUCGUUCAUCGGCCUUGGCCAUAUUCGAAUUGGCUUGGAAACUGUCCAAAGACAACAUGGACUUACUGUGGUGGGCCAUUGUUGGCAUAACCGAACAAUUGAUAUUGGGAAAAAUUGAAAGUAGUGCCUAUACGCUGGAAAUAGACAACAUACAGUCACAUGUUUCGCGUUUAACCAACAAAGUCAAUGAUCAAAGCAAUAUGAGCGCCUCGAAAAUAAACUUUGAGAAUGAUUUGCAUUUGGUUUUGUAUCGUCAUUGGAGUGUUACGGAAUCGAUGCGUUAUUCAAUGUAUGUGGCUUGCAAGCUUAAAUUGUGGACAUUGAAGGGAGAAAAGAAAUUGCACGAAUUGUUGGUUGAAAUGGGCUUACCGUUGAUACAUGCCCGACAAACAUUUAGUUCCAUGGAUUUGGUAUUACGACAAGAAUUCUACUCCAUGGUGGAUGGGUUGGCAGAAAAAUAUGGCAUACCAGAUGUUAUUUAUGGCUCAUUUACCCUACAUUAUGGUUAUCGUAAUCGUUAUUCGGCAGCCGAUUAUGUGUAUGCUUUGUUGUCUAUAUUGGAGUCCGUGAAAAAGGAUAAGACACCAGAAGACUGUUUUCUAGAGGCCCUGGACGGCUUGGGUCGCAAUCACAAGGAUAUUCUGAAUGCUGGCAUUGAGGGUUCCAAGCAGUUGCAUCAAGCCAUAUUUAAACAAGUACAAAGUAGUUUAGAGGCGCAUCAAGUCCAUUCGACAGGAUCAUUUUUCUAUUACAUACUCAACGAGGAAAAUACAUUCUUCUCCUAUCCCUAUGGUUUGUCAAUGCUGGCCAAAUUUCUCUUGCAUGGUCAUGUGGCUGUGUCACGUAGUCGCCAGGCCCCCGACUUACCCCUGAUAGCCAGCUGUCCCAUUGAUGCAGAACAUGGUCUGUGCCUAUUGGUUGGUAUACCACCGGUACGAGAGGAUUCACCAAAGAAUUUCUUUGGCAAGGCAUUUGAACAGGCGGCCCAGAAAUGUAAUGCCGCCAUUUUACAGGAUCAUUUUGAAUCGUCCCUCAUACAGAUAAGGCAAAACGAUUUAACAAGAUUUCUAGAUGCGUUGACCGUGCUGCUAACAUAGUUUCGAAUUAAGUUUGCUAUAUUUUUUUAGUCGAUGAUUAAGGAUAGGAUAUAAUUAUGUUAUUGUUUUUGGCUUGAGCUUCUAAACCUAGUUGUUAGAUAUUUAUGUAUUCCAUUUUCUUCAUGUGUCUUAAGCAAAAAUUUACAUAGACUUAACAAUAAUUAAUAUUUAAAUAUAAUUUAAGUGUUGGUCUGUUAUAUAUCAAUGUGUUAGGACUCUGAAACUAUUACUCUUUUUUAGGUUUACAAAAACAAAAUUAAAAAAAGAUUUGAAUAAUUUUAGUUUAAACGAAUUGUACUACGAUCAGACAGACAGACACAUGCUAUAUUAAAAAAAAGAUAAAUUGUUCAAAUAUUUAGGACUCCAAUUUACAAAAGAAAAAAUACAAAAUAUAACAAAUUAGGGUUUAAGUUUUAUUAAUGUUAAAAAAAAAACAAAAUAUUAUUUUCACACAUCAACAAAAUACACCAAAACACAUGUUUACAAAUAUCAUUAUCUCAUCAGAA